Molecule: messenger RNA, 718 nt
Organism: Camelina sativa (false flax)
Lineage: Eukaryota; Viridiplantae; Streptophyta; Magnoliopsida; Brassicales; Brassicaceae
Source: RefSeq, a predicted model, not a curated record
UACGAAUCGAACCGCGCCAAUGGCAUAUUCCGUAAUAAUUAAUUAAUCCUCCAAUCAAAAACGAAAACAAAGCAGAGAGUCUCAUCGAGAGAGACAUUGACCAAUCGCAGCAAUGAAGGAAGACAUGGAGAAGAUGGUGGCGGUAGGGCUCGUAUGGGGAGCCACUAAUGCACUGAUCCGCCGCGGCGCUCUCGCCUGGGAUAAUAGAAAGUCUUCAACAACAGAGUCUUCUUCUUCUUCUUCUUCUUCUUCUUCUUCUUCUUCUUCUUCUCCUACUCUUCAGAUCCGCCGCAAAAUCAUGAUCGCGAUCCGUGACUGGAUCAAUCUCCUCCUCUUCUGGCAAUACUCAGUUCCUUUCCUCGUCAACCUCUCCGCCUCCGCUACGUUCUUCGCCCUACUCAGCCACGCUCCUAUCUCUCUAGCUGUUCCGGUCACCAACGCAACGACUUUUGCCGCAACCGCCGCUUUUGGGAUUCUUUUAGGGGAAGAAACUCAAAUCGGACCUGCUUUGUUAGGUACCAGCUUCAUUGUUUUUGGAAUUUGGCUAUGUCUUGUCUGAAUUUGGAGAUUUUUGUAAACCGUGCGACUCUUGUUUCCGCGACAUAUCUGUUUUUGUUUGCCUGAGGAAUUGGUUCAUUCUUUGUUCUAGCAGUAGACGAUACUUGUGACUGGCUGUGAUUGAAGAUUUCAUUAUAAUAGGCAAAAGAAAGUAAUAAUA